AUUGAAGGUCGCCAUUUUAGUAAAAAAAUCGUGCGCAACAAGAAUCGUCCGUCGUCCGCGCUGUUGUGAUUCGUGCGUAAAUUGCCCCUGUAAUAUUGUACAAUAUAGUUCGGAACGCGAUCGGAAACGGCACGGUUACGGGUUCCCCCAAGGCAGUCGACGGAAGUGCGCUUCGUGUGUAGAAAAACGGCAAAAGGAAACCAAGGGAGCGAAGUCAGGAUUCAAAGUUUGGUUCCAAAAUCUGAGAAGCAGAAGACUUCAUUCCCACACCAGUUCAAAGAAUUUUGUUACGGAAAAGCUUCCGCAAUUUUCCCCUGUCCGGGAUACAAGAAGCAACAAGUGGAAUUUUGGUGCCGGGAGGGUGUGAAGUUAUCUUGUGGGGGCAUUUAUCGGCCCAGGAAGUGCGUGAAAAGUUGGAUUUUGAUUCCCGGAAAGCCCGGAAUGCCAUUAUUUUGAAAAGUGCUACUGGUUUUGACACUCGGCAGCAAAGACACCAACACCAAUACACAGACAAACGGAGGAAUCACGACGACGGCCGCUGAAACGAGUUUUUUUGUGUCUUUCGUUUUGUGUUUGAUGCUCUUUUGCUGGUCGAAGUUCUCCGAUUUUGGUUCUGCUGGUUGGUUGGGCGCAGCAUAAAAAAAAGCAUAGGAAGCGCGCGCAGGAACACGCACACAGAUAACGACGGCGCACAUUACUGAAUUGCCGUCGCGGCGCGGCGCUCUUCUUUCAUCUUCCCGAUCGGCUGCGGAUUUUGGAUUGGAUUUUGAUCAUCUUUACACACUCGACGACGCUUGCCGCUGAAUACGGGAUCAGGAAGGGUGCGGAUUUUGCCCCUUGCCUUCGUUGAAUGAAAUUUAUGCUGACGGUUUCAACAAUGCAUCAUGACACGACAGCAAUACUUUACCGACACGCAAGGCAUAUGUUAACGUGUGACUGAAAAAAAAAACAGUCAAAUUCCAGUAAGGUAACACACACUCCUGGUUGUGAGUGUGAAAGUCACUAUUCCGCAUUCGCAAACUACAUUCCAUGGUUCUUCAAAACGAGAAGGAACCGAAACAGGGCCUCGGGCCCUUGCUACCUACCGGGUCAUCCUCGGCGGUAGCAAUCGUAACCGAUAGUGGAUCUACUGCGACGUCGUCCACCAUCGCCACCGCCACCGAUGUGGCCAUAAUGUCGACGCCAUCCCCGACGUCCUCGAACCGGAACAACAACAACGGACAACCGGUCAUCAAGCGGCAACGGAUCGAAAAGGAAACGGAUGUCGUGGACAGUAGCAGCAAUAGUACCACAAGUAGCAGCGCUGCGGUUGCCGUCGCAAAUCUGGUCAACUGCGCGGCCAGUUCCAGUGGCAAUUCGUCGAACGGCUCCUCGCUGGUGGCGUCCACAUGUUCCAGUUCUACCUCUCUGUCCUCGUCACCUCCCACGGCUUCGUCAUCGUCGUCUUCGACGUCUGGUUCCUCCACUUCAAAGAUGUUGGACGUUAGUAAUGGAAGCAGCAGCAGUAGCGGCGUUGGGACGGAAGAAGAUGUCCUGCUCAAACAGGUGCACGAUUACCAGGCACUGUUCCAGGGCGCCAUUGCCAAGCAGUGCUUGUGUGGGUUGGAAACCGAGGUGCUACUCAUGUCGUUUCAAUCGUACUACGUGUGCUCCGGGAAUAGCCCCCGGGGGAUGCACCGGCAGCUGCUACCGAUGAUCGAGUGGCCGUUCGAGUACCUGCUGAAGUUCCUGUCCAAUGUGCAGCUGCUGUUCGAUACGUACUUGAAGCAGAACAUCAAGGGUAACAUCUGCUCCGGGGUGAUGGAUUUGUGCAACUAUCUGGUCAGAACCGAGCAUCUCCAUCCGGAUGGGGAGUUUGUCGGGAUGAACAUCGAUGAGAUUAUAGGAUUAUGUAAUUAUAACAACAAGUUUAUCAACUACCUGUCGGGGCGAAUACUGUCCUCGUUUCUGAUCAUAGUGAAGGACGAUUUGGACGAUCGGUGGCUGGAGAAGAUCGUGGCCAAUCUGUUCGACUUCAAUCAGUUGGACAUAUUGGCGGUGAAGAAGGUCAACUUUAGUUUGGAUGUCAUCCAGCGGAUAGUGGAGUGGAAAGAUGAGACGGAACAUCCCUUGGAUGAGUACAUUCAGGGACAGGAAGCUUCGAGUGGAAGCGGCGGUGCGGGACCAUCCAGUUCGAUGACAUACCACCAUCACCAUCAUCAAACGCCUGUCCCUCCUCCUCCGCCUCCUUUGGAAAACAACUAUUUUGCGGCGCAUUACAGCUCGCAGCAAUACGGUGGCCAAACCGGAACGAAUAGCAUUUUCCAUCCUUCUUCGUCGUCUUCAUCGGCAUCAAUUCAUCCAGCACCAGUAGUACAUCACAGUAAUAGCUCUGCAAGUCUUCAAGCUCACCAUCCUUAUACUUCUUGCCAUAUCAUCAGCCUCACGGAUUCGGAAAGUUUCGACACAACCCGAAUCAAGUGCGAAACGGUGAACCAUCUGGGGAAGAAAUGGCCCGCUUUGGUGGAAGUGGUCAGCAGGAUGAUCAAAGCCCUGUCCGGUUCGCAGUCGCAAAACCCGCAAAGCCUCACGGCAAUCGCUACCGAAACCUGCAUUCUAACGUUCCUUCGGCUAUGGGAGAGCAUUAUCAGUGUGAAGGCGAACCUGUCCGUGGUCGAAACGCAACCGUUCCAUGCGCAGUUGGAUCACUUCCAGCUGCUCCUGUUGUCCACCAAGAACUCCGUCAUCUACAAACAGAUGUUGACCCUAUUCAACGAAGCCCUGUGCUACGGAAGCACACUGGCGCUGCAGGACUUCAUCCCGGACGAGGUGGGAAGCUUGGCUCACAAUGUGGUCCGUUGCGUCAAAGACCACCGGAUACUGGACAAGAUGCCGAAAUCGACCUACACCAGUCCGCUUGGAUUCCUAGGAUACAAAGGGGAAAUUAUUCGAUAUCAUGACAACCGACUGUCUCCGGUGAACGGUGAACAGAACGGGGGGAGAGUAUCCACGGUAGAUGGAGUUCCUGGAAGCAGCAGUAGUAGCAGCGGUGCAAGUAGCAGCAAUAGGGCUGCUGCUACCGUGAUUACUUGUGGAUACGAUCGUACUUUAAUGCAGAAAAUGGCCCUGCUGGUGCUGAAAGCCGUUGCAGUCAUAGUCAAGGAAAUCCGCUGUGAUUCGAGUGACUCCAGCGUGGACAGCAGCGAUUUCGAUAUGCAGGAGAUUCAGAUGAUCGAACGCAGCAUCCGGGACGUGGUCAGAAAGCUAGAAACGUUCCUAAAAGUUCAGCUCGAGUUCCAUCCCGACAACCAUUUCAGCAAGGUGUUGAUUCAUCUUUUCGACGACCAGGACGAUUACCUGGUGGAGGCGAUGGUGUGCACGCUGGACGUCACUUCCGGGAUCUCGUUUCGGAACAAUGCCUUCCCAGAGCUGAUCGCCAUCCUGAAUCCGGUGUACACCUUCAUCGAGUUCUCCAACCUGGGACCGAACAUUACGCAUCUAUUUCUGGAUCUGCUCAUCAGCACCGAGACAUGCUUCCUGCUAUACCUGUUGCGCUUCCUGAAGUACGCCCGCCAGAAUUGGUCCAUGUUUACGCAGAGCUGCCUCACGUACUCGCAGCACAACAACUACAGCAACGCGAGCACCCUGCUGCAGAGCAUCCGGAACACCAACAUCGUAAUCAACCCGAACAGCAACAACGUGAUCCUGGACAGCGUGAUGACGGUGCUGAUCAGUUUGCGGUUGCAGAUCAGCCGUCAGGUGGCCGACGCCAUCUUCCCGUACAACAUUGGGCCGAUCCUGCGCCUGAUCGAGAACUGCGAGAGCCUGUACGAGGGCAAUGAGUUGAGCUGAGCUGGUGGGGCGGGUGAGUACCGUUUUUUCAACUAGGUACUGGUGCCAAUUGCACAAAGGCGAGAGGGAUAACGGGAUUUCCACAGGGUAUACGGUACGUUGUACGCCAACCUAUGUAUGUGCUGGUUUUAUGGUAAACGAAUUGUUAAUUACAUGUUAAGAGAUGUGGCAAAUGAAAAUAAGACAUGUUCUAGCCUAAAUGUCAAAUGUACAAACAAAUUCCAUUUUCAUUAAAUCUAACAAAAGUUAGCAAAAAAAAAAAUAAUAGAUAGGCAUCAUGUAACCAAUAAGCCGUAAUUCA
Aedes aegypti (yellow fever mosquito) is the source of this 4132-nucleotide messenger RNA. It is a transcript of the gene lin, whose product is annotated as protein lines. The transcript is spliced from 2 exons. The coding region runs from base 1030 to 3831 and encodes 933 amino acids. The record is from RefSeq and is a predicted model, not a curated record. NCBI's taxonomy places the organism in Eukaryota, Metazoa, Arthropoda, Insecta, Diptera, Culicidae.